CCACAAAAAAAUGUGUUAUUAAUAGUGUUGUGUGUGUGUGCAGGUGUGAUCGCUCAUCAGCGUGGUAUGCUGUCGUCUGAGUCUCCGCUCUACGAUAUUCAUCUGUGUUUCGGUGAGGAGUGGCCCGACGGCAGACCGCGCGAACGCAAACUCAUCACGGUGCAGGUGGUGCCGGUGGUGGCACGGAUGAUCAGUGAGAUGUUCUCGGGCGACUGCACACGCUCCUUCGACAGCGGCAGCGUGCGGCUGCAGAUCUCCAUCCCAGACAUCAAGGACAACAUCGUGACACACCUGAAGCAGCUGUACCGUCUCCUGCAGACGCACCAGGGGCAGGAGAACUGGCCUCUGCCUCCCAGCAUGCAGCUCCCGCAGGCGCAGCACUGACGCAGGUGACCGCUUUUAUCAGCCGCUGCUUCUGACGUCUGAGCUUUUAGCUGCGCUCUCCUGCUUUUACUGCAGAUGUAUGUUACACGUGUGGUCCGCUUUCUCGCACUUUUCUUGGCUCUCCUAUGUUUUUAACUGCAUCAUGUGUUUGACGUCCCAUCAUGCAGAUUUGUGUAUUAAUGUUGUAUGGAUUUAU
Sinocyclocheilus grahami is the source of this 580-nucleotide messenger RNA. RefSeq names its product interferon regulatory factor 6-like. The coding region runs from base 67 to 384 and encodes 105 amino acids. Gene Ontology annotation, biological process: immune system process; regulation of transcription by RNA polymerase II. Gene Ontology annotation, molecular function: DNA-binding transcription factor activity, RNA polymerase II-specific; RNA polymerase II cis-regulatory region sequence-specific DNA binding; protein binding. The transcript has 2 exons. Lineage: Eukaryota; Metazoa; Chordata; Actinopteri; Cypriniformes; Cyprinidae. Gene Ontology annotation, cellular component: nucleus. The record is from RefSeq and is a predicted model, not a curated record.